This is a messenger RNA of Pyrenophora tritici-repentis Pt-1C-BFP, 1089 nucleotides long. RefSeq names its product DUF2406 domain containing protein. Lineage: Eukaryota; Fungi; Ascomycota; Dothideomycetes; Pleosporales; Pleosporaceae. The record is from RefSeq and is a predicted model, not a curated record.
AUGGACCAGACGACGCAACAGCAAACGCGCCAGCGCGGCCUUAGCUUCCACAGCAACAAAAGUCGCGAAGCGCCCGGAAGUCCCAAGAGCGACAAGAAAGCCUCCAAGCACGAGCGCAAACAGAGCGAAAAGACCCACUACGAUAUCAAUACCAAAGCAAACCCCAACGCCGCCAUGGUUGAGUUGCAGCCCAUCGCUGCUGCGCUUGAGAAGCCCACGCUCCAGUCGCUCCGCUCGUUCCAGCACAAUGACGGCGCCGGAAACCCCAUUGCCGAUCCCGACCUUUCCAACCCCACUCGUUCGAGAUGGGAACGUCCGCUCGACACGAUCCGCUCAUUCGAAGCCGCCAUUGACGGCGAAUACAGACGCCGCGCCCAGUCGAUGCGUGUCGACCAGUCCGAGGUCAUGAGCACAUAUGGAAGCCGCCGAAGCAGUUACUAUGGCGGCGGCGGCGGCAACGGAGGUGGAUACAACGAUCAGAGUCGUUUCUCGACCAACAGCGGCUAUUUCCCUCACAAGCAAACACAACGCGACAGCUACGUCGACGGCUACGCUCACGGCGGACCUGUUGGCGGCGGGCCGCCGCCUCGCAUGCGAUACGGAAACCGGAUGCAAUCCGACCCAACCUUCAACAACCGACAAAGUAUGCAGGGUGUAUACCCAAUGAACGGAUACCAGCAAUCGCGCGACACGGUAAACACCAAUGGCUCAAACGGGAGUCACAGCGACGGUCCCUACUCGAAUGACCCCAGCAGCGAGAACAGUUCGAUUGAGCGCGGCGUACCCGUCCAGCCACCGCAACCAGACCUGGGCUCACAAUACGGCUUCAAUGGCUUUGGACGAGGUCCUAUCAUGGAGGAGCAAGCCGGGCCCGGCUACUUUACACAACAACCGUCGCAAAACGGCAUGCCCUCGCAGAAUGGCGCGCCACCACCAGUGCCAAAACACGCGACUCCGGCAGCUCCUAUCAAACUAGGCGGCUCCGGGCCCCCUGUGACGGAACAAAGGCCGACUACGCUAUCCAAGAAAGGCAGCGAUGCCGGGGAAAAGAGGAAGAGCUGGUUUAAGAGACGGUUCAGCAAAGACUAA